AACUUGUGUUGAGGCAACGGACCGUUUAAUAUACAUUCCUCUUACCUCAGAAUUAAUAAGAUACGCAAUAAGAACUUGUACGUUUAUAAAAGUGGAUAAUAAAAAUAAAAUGCUACAUGAAAUGCUAAUUUACUGAACAGACAUAAAUUAAAGUAUUUAUACCCAAGGUCUGUUAAUCAGAAACUUACAAUAUAGACUGUGGUGUAGAAACAGAAGUAUAUACUGAAGAUAAAAGAUAUACACUGGAAAUAGAAUUGCUGCCAGCAAGAAGAGCUCUCAGCCGCCACAGAAGCCCUAGUAGAGAGAGGAAGCCGGUGAAGUGUAUAGCCGGCGCGGGGAGGCGAAGACUAGCCAGCCGGCGCGGGGAGGCGAAGACUAGCCAGCCGGCGCGGGGAGGCGAAGACUAGCCAGCCUGGCGCCCACAGCUCAGUCCCCCUGUGGCGGUGGACCCCGACCCCAGCACACCCUCAAUAUCCCAUCACCAAUGGCUAUCAGUCUUCACGUCAACGAUUUCAGUUUUGAAAAUCGGACCCCGACUUUACAUUUGUGUUUCGUUGGUCAAGAUUGCCAGAGGAUUCCCAGUAUCCUUGGAGCAACCUAUGGCCUCCAGACGAAGCGCCUUGAUCUCUCCUACAACUCCAUCAGGUCACUAGAUGGGUUGGACAAGUUCCCUUUCCUGGAAGAACUCAUCCUCGACAACAACUUCAUUGAUGACAGCGUCCUGAUACCUCACCUCGACACCCUCCAUACCCUCUCCCUCAACAAAAAUAAGGUCACCAACCUGGAGAAGCUGGUGGAACAAAUCAGAGAGCGGCUGCCCAACCUGCGGUACCUGAGCCUCCUGGGAAAUGAGGCUUGUCCCGAUCAGCUCUCCUUGGCUGACAAAGAUAAAAAGGAUUACAAGAGGUACAGACUGUACGUAUUAAACCAUCUAAAAACACUCAAGUUCCUGGAUUCAACAAGUGUACGACGCAGCGAGAUGAGAGAAGCAAGGAAGCGGGGAGCCUUCAGCAGGACCAUCCGACCACCGGCCCUUCCUGUCUCCCCUCCAACACCCGCUAAAAUAAGAUACGAUGAAAUGGGACUUCCGGUAUCUUCUAUGGAAGCAAAUCACAAGGGUAGAAGAACCCCAGUGGACAGAAGGGAACUGAAUGGAUCAGCUGGGAGACGAGGCUUGCCAGACCAUCACUUCUCCAGCACCCACACAGGAGCAUACGGAAUGCGGCGAUACCGGUACUUGGGUCAACAUUCCGAGGGCAACCGCUUCAUCAGAAAUGAGGCACUCUGAAUAUUCCUUCACUAGACGGUCAUCGUGUCGCCUUUAACAAGAAAAUGAAGGAUGACCUAUAAUCCUAGUAACAUUUUUGUAUCAUGCUACCCUCGCACUGCACACCUUUUAUAAUGACAUUCCCGUGGUGCGCCGAAAAUAAAUUGUUCCAAAAACAUAAUUUUUAAUUUUGAUAUUGUUAAUUAGCAUCUAGGAAGCACAAACAUCCAAGUAAAAUGUCUCUACCUCUUGUAGUUUAGCUGUAGUAGCCUGGAUAAAUUGCACUUUUUUUUUUUUUUUUUUUUUGUCAAAAUGAGGCGAGUUGCCGCAUGGAAAUAACUUUGUCAAUUUAUUUUCAAUGUUUCUCACAUAGUUUUUUUCACAAACAUUCAACAUUCAUAACAUUCUAACAAUCAUUGGUUAUUUAAUUUCAACAAUAGGAGGAUCGACUGGGAAAAAAUAUAGCCCUUGCAAACACUUAAUAGGAAACGGUCUUAAGCGACAAAACUCCCACACAGGGAAAAGGCCAACUGACAGCUGAAGCUUACAUGAUCUGUUUGAAGCAUGUGCCUGUAAGAAGGGUCAGCAAGAGGACCACUCUAAGAAAGAGAACGCAGACAACUCUACAUUAGGGGAAAAAAUCACGGAAAUACUUAACACUUUCGCUGCCUAUAUGCCACAUAUUGUCAUAAAACCAAAAUACUGAGUAUGCUGCAUGAUGCAAACGGUGUCAUGCCAAAAUUUUUGCCAUUGCUUAUUAAUUAAGUAUAAACAUUGUGGGUGAGUGAGUUUAAUACUGGGUUGUGUGCUGACUGGGAAUGCUCAGCCUACCUUCCAGUGCAAUUUGGGUGCCCCACCGGGCCCACGAAAGUGUCAAGACAGACACGAUUAUCACAAGAAAAAAGAAAUUUAAACAGGGAGAACGAAGAAUUAGAGCAGAUGCUGAAGCGAUCAUAUGAGUUUGAGGAAAUGAAAUUGGAACAUACAAGAGAAGGAAAAAUCCAAAAUAUUUUUUUACAUAUGCAAAAUCAAAAUCAAAAACCCUCCAUUAGUAUUGGACCUUUACUUUCAACUGAAGGUUUGUACACACAGGACAACAAAGAAAGUACUGUAGUGAAAUUCUAAAAUGCCAGUAUGAGGUUUAGCACCCCAAUAAACAACCUGAAAGUUGAGGAUUCAGACAGUCUUUAUGAAUGACAUCCAAGCUGCAGAUAAUAUAACCGAUAUUAACAUUAACUCGGAAAACUUUGAAAAAAAAUUAACAUGCCCAUGCACUCAGCCGCUGAAUCCUGACUUGUGGAGUUCAGUACAAUAUUCAGAGAAAUGUAAAGUACCAGUAGCAUGAGCACUCAGUGUAAUAUGAAGAAAAUACAGGGGAGAUACCAGCAGCACUUAAAUCAGCAGAUAUAGCUCCUUUGUGCAAGGGACGUAGUAAAGCUCUGGCAAAAAAUUAUAGACCAGUUACAUUAACAUCAUAUGUAAUAAGUCUUUGAAAGUGAUUAGGAAUAAAAUUUCCAGUUUUAUGGAAAAUAAUGAACUUCACAACCCAGGACAACAAGGAUUUAGUGGGAAGAUCCUGUCUGUCAGUUACUCAACCAUUAUGACAGAAUCACAGAAGCCUUAGAGGAAAAGCAAAAUGCAGAUGUUGUAUGUACAGACUUUGCAAAGGCUUUCGAUAAAUGUGACCAUGGAGUAAUAGCCCAUAAAAUUAGAUCAAUAGGAAUAAUGGGCAAAGUGGGGCGUUGGAUUUUAACUUUUUGUCAAACAGAAUACAGAGUAACAGUCAAUCAAGUAGCAUCAAGCCCAAUUGCAGUGAAAAGCUCAAUACUGCAGGGGACAGUCUUGGCACCACUGCUAUUUCUCAUUCUUAUCUCUGAUAUAGACAAAAAUACUAGUCACAGCCUUGUGUCAUCCUUUGCAGAUACAAAAUCAGCAUGAAAAUUGCCACUGUAGAAUACACUGAAAAAACUACAAACUAAACUAAAUAGUCUUCAAUUGGGCAACUGAAAAAUAGCAUGAUGUUUAACAGUGAUAAGUUCUAGAUACUUGGGUAUGGGUGGAAACGAGGAACUUGAAUGAAACACAGGGUACAGGACACAAUCAGACCUACUCAUAGAUGGAAGGUAACAGGUAAAAGACCUGGGAAUUAUGAUGUCUGGCAUACCAGGACCCGGAUUCAUGAAGCAGUUAUGUAAGCGCUUGCGAACAUGUACAUCCUUUCUCAAUCUUUGGCGGCUUUGUUUAAAAUUAUUAAACAGUUAAUGAGCUCCGAAACACCAGGAGGCUGUUUAUAACAAUAACAACAGUUGAUUGGGAAGUUUUCAUGCUUGUAAACUUUAAUAAAUGUAAAAAAGCUGUCAAAGAUUGAGGAGAGAUGUCCACGUUAGUAAGUACAUGUACUGUACUUGCAUAACUACUUUAUGAAUCUGGGUCCUAACAUUUAUUAAACAUAACCGAGCAAAUAUAGCGGCGGCCAGGAAAAUGAUAGGAUGGAUUUGAGAACAUUCAAAUCCAGAGACCCACAGCAAUGCUGAUUAAAUUACUAGUGCUGUCCUGCCUUGAGUAUUGCUUGGUACUCAUUUCCUCUUUCAGAACAGGAGAGCUCUCCAAAUUAGAGGGAAUCGAGAGAACAUAUAUGGCAAGAACAGAAAAGAUUAAGCAUCUAAAUUACUAGGACCAUCUUAAAGCUCAUAAUAUGUACUCUCUGGAAAGGAGACGAGAAAGUUAUCAAAUUAUACAUGGAAGAUACUUAAAGGCCAGGUCCCAAUUUUGCAGUGAAACAACAACAUACUGUUGCAAAAGAUACGGAAGGAAAUGC
Molecule: messenger RNA, 4085 nt
Organism: Procambarus clarkii (red swamp crayfish)
Lineage: Eukaryota; Metazoa; Arthropoda; Malacostraca; Decapoda; Cambaridae
Source: RefSeq, a predicted model, not a curated record